GAUAUGCGUUUACGAUAAGGAUUGCUUGUCGAUAAAAUGAGAAACGUUAAAAUUAAAACAAUUUAUAGGCAAUUCAGUAACUAGAUAGAAAAUAGAAAUGGACACCUUGAUGGUAGCAUUCAUGGUGAUCUAAGAUAUAAUGGAUACAUUAUUUUUUCAGGACGAUCAUUUGAAGUAGUGCGAAAAAUUAAUUUUGAAAACUUGGUACAGUAUAAAAUGACAUUUUCCUACAAGUUGGAGUGAUCGGCACAGGGUUUAGGAUCACAGGUUAAAGCAGGUGCAGGUUAAAGCACUAUUCGGGAUGACGUAAAAGAAAAAAAAUUGGCAAAAAAAAAUUUCGGCUUGACGUCGACUUCUGGGACACCCUGUAUAUAUAAAUUGAUAAUGUACAGAAAGAUUCAAACUCAUAUCGCACCCUUCAAUUCUGUGUUGUCAAUUGAAAAAGACAUGGCCAACUACUGCCAGUACAAAAUGGGUUUCAGUCAGAAAAUAAAAAUGAUAGAUAGAGUUUUGCCUUCUAAAUUUCAUUGCCAGCCAGAUCGCUGUAAAAGAAUUUGUGAGCCUAGUACUUCUCGUUCUGCCUUUGCAAAACGGCAAAGAAUCAACCUCAUUGAGCAAUGUGAAGCUGAAAUCUGUCAGCCAGCAGGCACUGUGGAUAAAUCUCAUGAAGAAAACAUGGAACAUAUAAUAACGGAACCGUCAACAUCAGAGAAAUCUACAACCACAGAUCCGAUUACAAUUGCUGAAAAUUUUCCACGCAAUCCUAUACGGUGUUCUAAGUGGGCAGCGAUUAUUGGAAGAUCCCGAGGUGAAGAAUUUUACAAGCCAAGGAGAGGGUCCGUUGUCUGUUCCGAUCACUUUCCUGAGUCGGACAUGUACACAACAACUAAAGGUUUCAGAAGACUCAUCAGAAGUGCAAAACCAACUUUGCUUUUGCAAGACAAUAAAGCGAGUAAUGAUAAUAUUAUCAUUAAACAGGAAUUAAUCGAAAUAGAAGAAGAAACGAUUGGAUCUGCUCACCUGGUGCCACAGGCGGAUCAAGAAUAUUUUAUGAAUAGUGAAUCAAGUUACCAGCCUUUACACCAGGACGUGAAUGUAGAAAUAAAGAGACAGUCUCCUUCAUCUUCCUUGAGUAUUGGAUCUAUUUUAAACACUCCCAGAGAAGUUGUUAUGAAGAAAAAAAUAGAAACGCUUGAAAAAAGGAUCAUAGACAAAAACAAGAAAAUAGACGCACUGCGAAAACAGAAUAAAAGACUUGCUAAGAGGAAUAUAAGUUUGAAGACUGCAUUGUCCGCUUUUAAAAAAAGGAGUAGAAUUGUCGUAUCGAAUAAAAAAUUACAAAGCCAAAAAUUACAAUAAAUAAUCAAGGUAAAAUUUAGAGUUUAAAAAUAUAUUUUUUUAUUUUA
Molecule: messenger RNA, 1406 nt
Organism: Colias croceus (clouded yellow)
Lineage: Eukaryota; Metazoa; Arthropoda; Insecta; Lepidoptera; Pieridae
Exons: 9
Coding region: 385-1359 (324 amino acids)
Molecular function (GO): sequence-specific DNA binding
Source: RefSeq, a predicted model, not a curated record